Bacidia gigantensis is the source of this 2337-nucleotide messenger RNA. RefSeq lists its product as uncharacterized. The record is from RefSeq and is a predicted model, not a curated record. Lineage: Eukaryota; Fungi; Ascomycota; Lecanoromycetes; Lecanorales; Ramalinaceae. The coding region runs from base 1 to 2337 and encodes 778 amino acids. The transcript is spliced from 2 exons.
AUGCCCCCGAUGAUAUCUGACACCCCAAAGUGCAGGACAUUCCGCCAUCAGCUACCAAUCCAUCCCGUCUCAUCACCAGGGCCCUCCCGAGUGCGAGACUUGCCACGAGGGAAAGAAAGAGAUUGGUUGAAGAAGGAUGUUACUAGUAAAUAUUCUAGGAGAUAUUUAUCUGGGCAACAAUCACCUACGCCCACACCAGCUCCAAGAAGGCAGUUAUCCUCGCCUUUCGCUUUCAGGGAUAUUGAAAGACAGAGAGAGGAUACGUCUUCGUUUGAGACUGCACAUGAAAAGCCAGAGGCUAGAGAUGACGUCAACAACCACCUUCGCAAUACUCGAAAGUCACGUAAAGCCGACCGAGAAGACACUCAUCCGCCCAAAACAAGGAAAAGAAGAGCAGGAUUCGAAAAAGAAGCCGCGGAAGAGUCUGAGAGAGAGGCUGAUUUGUCGAAGCGUAGCGUGCUAUCGUCGAGUCAAGAAAAGCAGCACAGGAAGAGGCAAGAGCCUGAGCGAGCAGCAAAAGGGAAGCGCAAAUGGCGAGGGGAACGUCAGAAAGCCGCUGAGGCGAAAAAUGACAUUGCACGAAAGAUCGCUGAGCUCAUCGGAGAGGAUGAUACUAAGAGCAAGGACGAAGCCAGAAGUACUCCACGCCGGAAGGACAAAAGAUUACGCAACAUAGAUCCUGCGCUCCUACCGAGCAAAGCAAAUCCACCUUUACUCGAAGAGAUGCAUUACGAGUACCAAGUACCCACGAAGAUAGCGACGGAGGAAUAUCCACACGCUAUACCAAUGAAUCCUCCCGAACCAAUUGGCAUAUCAUCUCGUGCCACAAAUUCCGAAAGUCACCCUCCAGAGCAAGAAGUGCAAAAAGAAGAGAAACAGACCGAGCCAGAGAUUGCUCCUCAGGAGAAGCCCAACAACAAGCGGAAGAAGUCUAAAGCAAACUCUGGUGCUCGUAGGCUAACAUUUACACCCAACGGUGGGCCAAAAUUACGAUCUUCCCAUCGGUCUUCGGAUGCAAGACCGAAUCGCUCCGGCAGUGGGCCAGAGAGUCCAGUCCAAAGUGUUGAUGCCCCUGAGCUGGCUCAAACGCUUAUCAAAAAUGAUACAAGAUCCAACAAGACCUCUGCUAAGACCUCCCGGUCCUCACAGAAAAUGCUAUCGAAUGGCGAUCAGUCGAAGGAAUCGACUACUGUUCUCCCGGAAGCUCAAGUCCAAGAUCUACCACCAGCGCGUGUCCCCUUGGUUUCCACUUCCACCAACCUUCUCGAGACUGACGAGCAGCCAACAUGUGUCGAGAGUGUAGAAGAAGACUCCUAUGUGAAUUUGGCAACUCAAGCUGCAGUCAAUAAAGCCAUGCAAAGAUUCAAUGAUGUUGUCGCUGAUAUGGACACACCAUCACCAAAUAAGGCACGCAGAUCAGCCGUAUCUGAUAGGCUUCGAAACGAGGAGCUCUCCACUAAGAAGACUCCUGCAGUGGAGCCAAUUAGCACACAAGCCAUGCUAGACCAAAUGUCGCCCUUCACCAUCACAACAAUAAAAAAACGUUCGCCUAUGCUACGUGACCGAACUGCUUCCCAGAUUUCACCAAGCAAGCCCGCCGCCGCCCACUUCGCGAAUUCACAAGCAGGACAGACGACCUUACCAACUUACUCCCCCAACAUGUCAACCUCCCCCUCCCCGACCCCAACGCCAUCCCUAUCCCAAGCUCACCCCUCAACCUCCCCCUCAAAAUCCCCUCCAAGAUCUCCUCCAAAAUCCCAAAAAGGCAAGCAAAAAGCCCCUCCAACCCCCUCGACUAAACGGCGGAAAACCGCUCUCGAUUCCUCGCCGCCACCAGCACCACCACCAUUUCUAUCUCGCCAAAAGUCCUCAGUCCAAUCUCACGCUCAUCCAGAGCGUACCCCCAAAAGCACCCUCUCGGAACUGACGUCUUUCUCGAUAAAUCCAGACGGCACGCUGACGGAGAGAGGCUUGAUGGAUGGGCAGUAUCCGGAGGGACAGAUACUCGGGGCUCACGGAGACGGGGAGGGGGAGACAUAUGGAACGCUACCUUCACUGGACUUCAGCAAGCCCUUCGCUGGCAUCGCUUCUGGUGGUGUAAGAGCAGGUGGUGUGCUGGGAAAUGGCGUCACGCCUACCUCGACGGCCCCUUCUGUCGUCGUCGAUGAAGAGGGAGAAGUAGAUGGACUUGGGGAUGGGGAUUGGGGCACACCACACACCAAUGGCAGCCUGAACGCUGAUUUCUUGACCCCGACCACUAUCAAUAACCAAGACGGUGGUGGGGGUGGGGGUGGGGGCUCACACCCGAGGAUGUGCAAAAGACGGAACGGGAAUUAG